Alligator sinensis (Chinese alligator) is the source of this 5756-nucleotide messenger RNA. RefSeq names its product DiGeorge syndrome critical region gene 2 (gene DGCR2). The record is from RefSeq and is a predicted model, not a curated record. The coding region runs from base 16 to 1620 and encodes 534 amino acids. Gene Ontology annotation, molecular function: protein binding. The transcript is spliced from 11 exons. Gene Ontology annotation, cellular component: membrane. Lineage: Eukaryota; Metazoa; Chordata; Crocodylia; Alligatoridae.
GGUGUCAACCCUAGUAUGCAUCUUCAAAUUCCACACAGUUCCCGACUAGCUCUGGCAAGACUACUCUCAGAGCUCCGUUGUACCCCGGGGCAGUUUGCUUGUCGCAGUGGUACCAUCCAGUGCAUCCCUUUGAACUGGCAGUGUGAUGGAUGGCCCACCUGUGAGGAUGAGAGUGAUGAAGUUGACUGUCCAGGCUUGACAGGGGACCAACGACCUUAUCAUGGGAAAGAGAAUGUGGACUCCAGGCACAAUCGAGGCAGAGGAGCAGAUACGACCCGCUUCCACACUGUCAACGUGGCGCAGCCUGUCCGCUUUAGCAGAAAGUGCCCAACAGGAUGGCAUCACUAUGAGGGCACCGCCAGCUGUUACAGGGUGUAUUUAAAUGGCGAGAACUACUGGGACGCUGUGCAGACAUGUCAGAGGGUGAAUGGGUCUUUGGCUACCUUCACUGCAGACCAGGAGCUCCGCUUCAUCCUGGCACAGGAGUGGGACCUGGAGGAAAAAGCCUAUGGAAGGAAGGACCAACGUAGGUUCUGGGUUGGAUAUCAGUAUGUCAUUACCAACCGAAAUCGUUCUUUAGAAGGUCACUGGCAGGUGGCUUACAAAGGUUCCUCAGAAGUGUUUUUACCUCCUGAUCCCAUCUUUGGAACGGCCAUGUCUGAAAAUGAAAAUGUUCUUUGUGCCCAGCUUCAGUGUUUCCAUUUUCCCACUCUUCGGCACCAUGGCUUGCAUAGCUGGUAUGCUGAAAACUGCUAUGAGAAGUCUUCGUUCCUCUGCAAAAGGAGCCAGACUUGUGUUGAUAUCAAAGACAACGUUGUUGAUGAGGGCUACUAUUUCACUCCAAAAGGGGAUGAUCCCUGUUUGAGCUGCACUUGUCACAAUGGUGAGCCAGAGAUGUGUGUGGCUGCCCUUUGUGAGCGGCCCCAGGGCUGUCAGCAGUAUCGCAAAGACCCCAAGGAGUGCUGCAAAUUCACAUGCCUAGACCCAGAUGGGAACAGCCUGUUUGACUCAAUGGCAAGUGGAAUGCGUCUGAUAGUGAGCUGCAUCUCCUCCUUCCUUAUCUUGUCUUUGUUGCUCUUCAUGGUCCACCGGCUGCGUCAGAGACGGAGGGAGCGCAUAGAGUCCUUGAUUGGAGCUAAUUUGCACCACUUCAAUUUGGGCCGCAGGAUGCCUGGCUUUGAUUAUGGUCCAGAUGGGUUUGGAACUGGUCUUACUCCACUGCAUCUCUCGGAUGAUGGUGAAGGGGGUGCAUUUCAUUUCCACGACCCUCCACCGCCCUACACAGCUUACAAAUAUCCAGAUCUUCAGCAUCCGGAUGACCCGCCUCCUCCCUAUGAGGCUUCUAUCAAUCCAGACAGUAUCCUUUGUUCUACUCCAGACGGAGUUCUCCCUCAGACAGUGCAGAGCAGUCAACCGUCACUGGGAAACAGUGAUGUCUGUCCACAGCUCACCGAGGAAUCUCUUCCUCCUUCAGUCGGUCCUUCUCCAGUAGAGCUGGAAGACUCAGCUGAUAGCAGCACCUUCCUCGUCCCUCCUGACACACCUUUAAGUGAAAAUACACCGGCAGAAACUCUUACGGGCAGCCGCCACAGUCACUGUUCUCUCAAUACCAUUGUAUAAAAGAAUAGAAAGCUUACUGCCAGUCAGAAAUAUUUUAGCAACUGUUUGCACACAGCUGUACAGACAAACACUAAUCCAGGGGUUGAACUUCAGAAGGAAGCUCCACUUUGUUUCUGAGCACUCUGCUUUUAUGUUCUAGUUUAGAAUUGUGCCUCUUAUUUUUUUUUGACUGCUCUUAUUCAUUCACUAAUUGGUCUGUCCUGUAAAUAUGGAUUGUAGAAGCUGCACCUUUUUCCACAGGCUAUGGAAAGGAAGUGCAGAGAAUUUGUCUUUGACUUCUGAAGAGAGGAAAAGCAUGGGUAGCUUUGGUUUGUUUGUUUGGGUGUUUUUUUUGUAUGUCUUAAUCGCAGAGAAGAAAUGAGAAUCUGCAUCAGAGAAAAAGCUGCUUGUUUUUUGGAUACCAUUGGAUCCAGGGAACAGACGAUGAAGAAAGAGAGGGGGCAGUUGCCACGUUAUCUCAUGUCUCUCUUGCUCCAGUGCUGCACUUGGAAAAAGCACAGAAGACUAAACUUUUGGGGAGUUGGGUGGCUGUGUUUUACAGAAGCAGGAACACUGAGGAGCUAAAACACAAGCCAAAGAAGAAGAGGUAUAUGGUGUAAAGUGUGUGUAUGUGUUUGGUCUCUGUCACUGCCCCACUAUUUCAAAACAUCGGAGGGACUGGAGGAUGAGAAGGAUCUACGUAACAUCUGAUUUCUUUGCCUUUUCUCAUAAAUGGGCUCAGAGAAACUGCCGUUUUCAGUUAACACCUUUUUACUUAGUUAUCUAUAGUUGCAAAUGCCUUGUACUGUGGCAGGUAAACUUCUGGCCCAGAAACAACUGUGGGUCUGUGUAAUGCUGGCAUCUCUUCAGAAGAGUCACAGUGCAUGCUAGAUAGUGUUUUGGUGAAAAGAUGAGGAGGAUUAACUCCUUGAUUAAUGCUCCAGUUGAUUGACUCUUUCCACCUUAGUAGACCUUUUAAAUCACCCCCUUCCUUUUAAGUUUAGCUUAAUUUAAAGUAGCAAAAUUAACAUGUGCACUACAAAAUGUGGUUCAUUUCAAUCAAUAAUAUGUUUCCAGUUUAGGCAAAGAUUUAAAACAGACUGGUUUGGAUAAUAUGGAUACUAAAUACCACUUCAUGUUUUCAAAAUGAGGUGAGGUUUCAGCGCACAUGGGUUUUCUUUCCUCCCCCACUCAUGUCACUCUGAUUAACCCUGACUUACUGUAGCAGUUGUCUCCAGUCAGAGCAGAUCAGGUUAGUCAGAAGGGCUUUCUACUGAGAGCCCCUCAUGACUGUUCUUCUGUUGCCUUAUGACAGGUACAAGCCUAGAGGGACAGGAAGAAAUUGUUGUAUGGGAGUGGGGUUUUAAUUUUGCUAGUUACAAAGAGAGGAUACAGGAUUGGGCUGAUCUGAUCCAAACCUAGUUAUGUGCUUACCCAGUGCCACUGAUUUCCCUCAUAUAUGCCGCUACCCUCUAUUUUGUGUCUUGCUUUAGGCCAUACUGUACUUGGGGAUCAGUUUUGAUUAUUCAACAUCUCUGCACAGAAAACUGUGACUCUCACUUACUGGAUCAUAUCUAGUAUGUUUCGAUAUUCAGUCACUUGCAGACUAUCUUUAUUGCCUCGAGGGACAGUGUGAAUAUGGUUCUCGUGUACUGCUAAGGCACAACGGUGCAUUAGGAUACACUGUUUAAAAAAAAAAAAAAAGUCCCUCCCCUCACAAUUUUGUGAACACAACUUUUUGUUACCCUUUGCGGCCUGGCUUAAUCCGCUCUGAGUGGUACAAAACGAGAAGAGCAGUUCUCUACCCAGUGGAUCUAUUGCUAGUUCCUUCUCCUGAAAUUUGAGUCCUGUUCCAGUGAAGUGGGUGGAUAAGUAGUAGUCAGAGCCAUGCAUACAGCUUAUGACUAUAUCAAGCAUUUCUGAAGUAUGAAAAUAAAGCGGGUUUUGUGCAUUUUUGAGCACAUUCAUACGUUUUAUACAUUGUAUGUACUGAGUUUUCUUUAGUUUUUAUAUGUACGAGUGUGUGCGUGUUUCUGGGUGGUGAUAAUAAAUAUAUACUGUAGAUGAUACCCUUUUGUGCUGUAUGGGACAAGGUGAAACUAAACACUCUGAUAUGAGGUUGUCUCUUGAGCUGCAAAGGUAACCCUUCCCUAAAGCUGGCUACACUAUGUGAUAGGACAGGGCAUGAUAGCGUACGCGUGGAUAGGAUGCAGUCUUUAUUACAACACACUUUCUGAAAAGCUUUUGUUAGUAGCACUAACUAGGAGAAUGGGAGUUUUUAUUUCUUUAAAGCCAGAUGGACUAUUCUUUCUUUGUAGUUUCCUAGCGCAAUAACGAAAGGCCUCUUGGCUUGUCUGUGUUUUCGUGGUUGAGGUGAACAGAUGCUUUUUACCUCGCACAUCUCAUAAGACUGUGUGAACCUGUUUUUAAUACACGGUUUUUACUGCUGGAUGUCUGUGGUAAACCGAUGUGAAAAUAAGUGUUGUUGCAAUUCUUAACUUUGUGACGGCUCAUGGUUGUAAUUAGUCCAAAUGCAGACUUCCCUGUAGAAGCCUGAGUGUAAUAAUUUUCUAUAGAUCAAAGCCCUUUCCACCUUAGUGGUGGCAUGGAGGCUUCUUUAUUUUUAUCCAUUUUAACCAUAAACAAGGGGAAAUUCUGCCUUGAGCAGAAGAGCUCACCUGGUCCAGAUCUUGUUUACCUGUUGUUGAGCUUCUAAUUUGGCAAUAAAAUUGUCACUUUUUCCCUCGUCACUGUAGCUCUUUCACAUACAGUUCUUCAUCUUGGAGCCUUUGUGGCUGUGGCUGAAAAUGUUAUAAUUACCGAGACUUGAGGACCAACUAAGGAAGAACUAGUUUUGCAGAAGCAGUUGACUUCUCAUUGGCACUUCCUUGCUAACAGAAAAAUGGCGAGUACCAACCUUCUGUUGUGGAUGCUUAUUCCGUAGAUAUUGGCGCUUGCUGGAGGAAACCCUUCCUCCUCCUGCUGGAUGGAUUGAUUUUAUUUCUUUGGAAUUAACUUCUAUUGUGGACAUUUUUUCCCAUCACCCUUUUGGUUAUUGUUCUUAUUAACUGUUGGUGCAUCUUGAAUCCUCUCUAAGCAUGAUGGAGAGGGUUGAAAAGAUUCCUGGGACUUCAUCAUUCCUAGCAUUGCAAAUAAGUGAAAUGAGCUUUAUUUUUUUCCUUCAAUUUUGGCUAUUGAGGUUAAUUUUGUAACAUUUGAGGUCUCUGUUCCAUUUAGGGCUAACGCGUUCUGUUGUGGUCUUUCUCCUGAUUUUUUUUCCCUCUCUUACAGUACAAUGAGGUGCCAUAUUUUUUGCUGUUCCUCCAAGAUAUCCACUGGUCUCAAUGUUAGCCACAAUAAGUGCACAUGCAAUCUCACAGCAGCUUUGAAUUUCUUAGUAGAAUAAUAGGAAAAGAGGUCUGAAAGGGACCUCAUGGUGGUCAUCUAGUUUUGUCUAGUCCAGUCCUCUCCCUUCAGUGCAGGAUUAUUUUUUUUCUGUCAUUGGAACAAAUUUGUCUAAUGUGCACUUAAUCUCCAAUGACAGAGAUACCACAGUCCCUUUUAGGUAAUCUGUUCCAGUACUUAUCUACCCUCAAAAUUAGAAACUUCUUCCUAAUAUUCAACCUAAGUUUCUCUUGUGACUUGAAACCAUUACUACUUGGCCUGUCCCCUUUGCACCCAGAUUAGUUGAUCAUCAUCCUCUGUAUAACAACAACCUUUUUUCUGUUUGAAGACCUGUUAUCAAAUUCCCUCUUGCUCUUUUCUCCAAGGCUAAGGACAGACGGUCAAAAAGCCGGAGCCUGAAUAUAUUAAAUCUUAUUAGGUUUGUCUAAGAUGCAUAGAUUGAACCGAUAAGCAAGUCAACAGACAUUCAUUUUUGAUUCUGGAAAUGCAGCCACAUGCCUGCAGUGGCCCCGGCCAGAAGCCAGGUGGUGCUAGAGCAUGCCUUCCUACUCAACUGGAGAAGACAAGUUUGGGUCAAGGCUAGCCUGUCUAUCCUGUGGGGGACACGGGUGGCUGGGGAAGUGCAAGGUAUCCUGGGAUGCUGGGGGCUUGAGUUAAAUUGACUCUGGAGGGGAUCUGGGACAGAGGUACAAGAAACUGAUUUAACCUAAAUCAGUUGAGUCUGAUGCUACAUCCAGCCAGGUUUAUCUUCA